Molecule: messenger RNA, 376 nt
Organism: Empidonax traillii (willow flycatcher)
Lineage: Eukaryota; Metazoa; Chordata; Aves; Passeriformes; Tyrannidae
Product: beta-microseminoprotein-like
Exons: 4
Coding region: 28-375 (115 amino acids)
Source: RefSeq, a predicted model, not a curated record
UACUGGAAGCCUCAUACUUCUGCAAGAAUGAAAACCCUCUUGGCCUGCCUUCUUGUUCUUGCCAUUAGUGUGCCACUGUCUGAUGCUUCUUGCUUCUUUAUGGCAUGCAAGCCAGGGAUGUCUGGUGGUGUGACUGUAGGCUGCCUUGACUGGGAAGGAGAGCUGCGUGAAUUUGGUUCCGAGUGGAGGACAGAUGACUGCAAUGAUUGCUCCUCUUCCAGGGAUGGAAUUCGGUGCUGCUCCAGCUAUGCAACACCAGUUGACUACGAUAAAGAGAAGUGUGAAAGCAUUUUCAACAAGGAGACCUGCUCUUAUAAAGUAGUGGAGAAAGAUGAUCACUCAAAAGAAUGCCCAGUCCAUUCCUGGGUGGGGUAAC